This is a messenger RNA of Notothenia coriiceps (black rockcod), 2579 nucleotides long. RefSeq names its product calcium/calmodulin dependent protein kinase II inhibitor 1a (gene camk2n1a). NCBI's taxonomy places the organism in Eukaryota, Metazoa, Chordata, Actinopteri, Perciformes, Nototheniidae. Bases 711 to 953 code for a protein of 80 amino acids. The transcript has 2 exons. The record is from RefSeq and is a predicted model, not a curated record. Gene Ontology annotation, biological process: negative regulation of protein kinase activity. Gene Ontology annotation, molecular function: calcium-dependent protein kinase inhibitor activity; protein kinase binding.
GGUUUGACUAGGUGGGCUUGAUUGAAACCCCCCUGACAAAAUUACUCGACAAUUUUGUCAAAUUGUAAUACAGGUUGGAACAUUUCACAUCUCAAUCUCGUCGAGUGGUGGCGCGUGAACGACGUCAACCAAAGAUCAGUAUUGGUUCACAUUUAUGUGCCAUCUCUGAAUAUUAAGUCGCCAUUUGUUUGAUGCAUCAAGAUCCCGGAGAGUGGAGCAUUGGUUCACCACGACUCCAACUGGAAGCAUCUCUGGGCUGCACCAGAAAACCCCCGUACAGCUCCCUCGCCAGGUCUCACAGGGAUCCGUGUUUUGCAUCGCUCCUCAAUUUGCAUUUCUUCCUCAGAUUUUCCGUGCGACGGAUUCAGCCGCUCGAAACCAGCGGGCGUUCCACGGCUCUGUAGUACGUGCGCCUCCAUUUCCAAAGCAAUACGCGCAGAGAUAAAACACCUCUGGAUAUUUUGAAUAAUGUUGCCUAAGCUCCACGAGAGGGGAAAUUGAGGACAUUUUGAGUUGACUGUUAUUUCUGUUGCGUACCUACGGAGACAGACACGUGUCUUCGGGGUAAACAGAAAGGGCUAGAUCGUGUCAGCAGAUAGCUUUGUGUUUUUCCUUCACCGCUUUUGUUUGUUAUAGACGACCGGGUUGAAGCUUGGCAACGAGCUUUACAUUACAGUCUGUGCGCCUUGGUGAUUAAGGCGCAUUUGGAGAUGUCGGAAGUGCUGCCUUUCAACGAAGACAAAAUGAGUCAUUAUGGAAAUGAGGGCGAUGAGGGACACCUUUCCUUCACCUGUCGUCUUCAAGACACCAACAACUUCUUCAAUGGAUCUCAGAACAAACGUCCGCCGAAACUCGGACAAAUAGGAAGGAGCAAACGGGUUGUGAUCGAUGAUGAGAAUGGCGGCGACGAAGCACAAAAAAAUGGAACAGAGAAGACCCCGGCGGAGGCUUAGAGCGCUCGGCUCAACACCCCCCAAAUGACACUCUUGACAUUUUUUAAUGGCGAUAUUUACCAGUUUUAAUCCAAAGACACUGUAUAUAAGCACUUUCUCUCAUGUGGCAGCAAGCAGCACUUCCACGCCCUCCUCUCCCAGUCAGUCAUGGCCAUCCGGGUGACACACAAUGGCAGCAGAGGAGACCCCCAGAUGGACCCCCCCAACACACACAGACACUCACACAAACAAAUACACCCUCGAUUGCAGGGUUUCGCCAUAAAUCCAAAAGCAGGAGAAGACAACACGAAGAGGGGAGGGGGGGGUGGACGAGGCGGAGGAAGGCUGUCGAAAUGCAGAAAUCAGGGACAGGAUACAGAAAUAAAUCUAAUAUAAAAACUAAAGCACACAUUUCUCCUAUAUCUUAUCAAUCAAACUUAUGGUACCAUUCUUUCUGCUCUUCAUUUUUAUUGGUGGGCAAAUGAAUAACAGAGUUUGUAAAUAUGGAAAGGGUAGCCCAUAUUUUCUUGCACAAAGUGGGAAGAGGUAAACUGGUUUGUUCUCUGUGUUGAAGACUUUAUUUAUUGAUCCUUUGGAACAUGUCUUUUGCAGUGACUCAAGGCCAGAGGGAGUGUUAUUUUGUAUGUCGAGAAAACUUUGAGUGAAUGGGAGUGACAUUUUUCUUCACUUAACAAUUCUUGAUGUUGCCUGAGUGUUAUUUGUUAUACUUUGCAGCUAAAGAAAUCAUUUAUAUACAGUGUACCUCCCACCUGUUUGUAAGCUUCCCAGGCUUUCACCUGGAUUGGUUGAUACUGUAACUUGACUCUACACAUCCUAUUGAUAAACUAUUUAUAUUGCAUUUAGCAUUAUUGUGUGUGCCAAAUCUCAUGAGGGAGAAUACUGUACCAGAAAAAUUGUUCUUUAUUUGUGCUUUAUACAUUUACUCAUACAUUGUUUUGUUGGGUUGCCAUUUUUUAGGGCUCUUUCUCAAAAACACUGAGAUACCAACUCAUGCAUGGCAAAUACGAAAUCAUGCAUGCACGGCAGAAGUUCUGAAACUCUUGUGUAUUCUUGAAGCACCUCGUAUACAGCUUUGAAUGACAAACCUCGAGAAACAGUCUUAAUUCUGCGUUGUACUGUACGAUUCACACUGAUUUGUACAGUGGCCUAAUAUCUUGUAAUAAAGAUUAUGACAAAGUACUAUUUACUGUUUAAUGUUGAUUGUGGUUUAAAUAAUGAUGUACUAGAUGUUGCUUUUAUUGUUUUUGAAAAGUGUAGCAAAAACAAAAAAUAUAGUUUUGUAUCAAAAAGACAAAGACAAUAGCAAAUAGCUUGGCUGACUUUUGGAUAUGUACUCUCUGUACACAGUUCCCUGUGUUAUUGCAUUGCAUUUCUGGCUUAAAAGAAUGGUCAAUACAAGAAGUAGCAUCACAUUCUUUGGACGGAUCAGAUUUGGAAGGAGAAAGAAAUGAUUCAAUAAUUUGAAAUCUUCACUCUCCGGUUUGUUUUAGGGAGAGACAUGGCUCGGAUGACUGUGCAACAGACUACCAUCUAAGAAAGUAGCUACAGUAUUGCGAUUUAUUCUGUGGGGGGGGAAAAUGUACACUACUGCUUCCCAAUGCAAUAAAUGUCUGUUUGCAUCUGAAA